Messenger RNA from Pieris macdunnoughi, 3822 nucleotides. NCBI's taxonomy places the organism in Eukaryota, Metazoa, Arthropoda, Insecta, Lepidoptera, Pieridae. The record is from the annotation of a GenBank genome assembly.
AUGCGCACUCGUAGUAAUUCUGGUGUACGAUUAGAUUACUACCAGAGAAUUGUACAUAAGUUAAUUCUUGACCACCAGCAGCCUGUGACUGGCUUGUUUCCAGCUAGCCCUCAUAACGAUCACGCUUGGAUAAGAGACAAUUUGUAUUGUAUAUUAGCAGUAUGGGGUCUUUCUAUGGCCUUCAAGAAAAUAGCAGAUCAAGAUGAAGAUCGGGCCAAAACUUAUGAAUUGGAACAAAGCUGUGUAAAGCUUAUGAGAGGUCUUCUUAUGGCUAUGAUGCAACAAAAAGAAAAAGUUGAGAAAUUUAAGAGUACUCAAAAUCCAUUAGAUUCUCUUCAUGCUAAAUAUUCAUCAAUCACGGGUCGUAUUGUUGUUACAGACACAGAAUGGGGUCAUUUACAAAUAGAUGCCAUUUCCCUUUACCUUCUUGUCCUAGCUCAAAUGACAGCAUCUGGGUUGCAAAUUGUAUUUUCACUUGAUGAAGUAGCCUUCAUUCAAAAUUUAGUUUUUUAUAUUGAAUCAGCUUAUUGUACACCUGAUUAUGGAAUUUGGGAAAGAGGUGAUAAGACAAAUCAUGGUCUCCCUGAACUGAAUGCUAGUUCAAUUGGAAUGGCUAAAGCAGCAUUGGAGGCAAUGAAUGAGUUGGAUUUGUUUGGAGCUCGAGGUGGUCCAUCUAGUGUGAUUCAUGUUUUAGCAGAUGAAGCACAAAAAUGUCAGGCAGUAUUGCAAUCCAUGCUGCCUAGAGAAUCUAAUAGUAAAGAAUUAGAUUCAGGGCUUCUCUCCAUUAUAAGCUAUCCAGCAUUUGCUGUUGAUGACCCAUCUUUAAUAGCAAAAACAAGGGAAACUAUUGUAACUAAAUUGCAAGGGAAAUAUGGCUGCAAAAGAUUUCUGAGAGAUGGCCAUAAAACACCUAGAGAAGAUCCAAAUAGGCUUUAUUAUGAGCCUUGGGAAUUAAGAAUGUUUGAAAACAUUGAGUGUGAAUGGCCAUUGUUUUUCUGUUAUUUAAUAAUGGACUACUGCUUUCAAGGUGAUAAAAAUAGUGUCUCUGAAUAUAUGCAAAAGUUAGAAAUGAUUAUGAUUAGGAAGGAUGAAGGUAUGAAGCUGGUGCCAGAGCUGUAUUCUGUGCCUGCAGAUAAGGCACAUUUGGAACAAAGUGACCCUGGCAGUCAGGAAAGGAUUCCUCUUGGGAGGUGUCCUUUCAUUUGGGCUCAAUCAUUAUAUAUUCUUGGAAAGCUGUUACAGGAAGGUUUUCUUGCCGUCGGCGAGUUAGAUCCAUUGAACAGAAGGUUAUGUUCUGAAAAGAAACCUGACGUCGUAGUGCAAAUAGUCAUAUUGGCUGAGGAUAGUGAAAUCAGAGACAAAUUAAUGGAGUACGACCUACACGUGCAAACCAUUCAUGAAGUAGCUCCAAUUGAAGUCCAGCCAGCGAGAGUGCUGAGUCAUCUCUAUACUUACUUAGGUAGAAACAAAAAAUUGGGUUUGUCGGGAAGAAAGUCGCGGGAUGUGGGAAUAUUAAGUACGAGCAAGCUUUAUUCAUUAAACGAUAGAAUCUUUGCAUUUACGCCCCAGUUCUCUGAUAUGAAGCGUUUCUACAUAGCGUCUGACUAUGAACUGAUGGUAGACAUGCUCAAAUCAGAAAUUUAUUUCUUGAAGUCCUCGUGGCAAAAUCUACUGGGAAGGCCUCUUAUUAACUUUGACUACGAGGAGUACUACAUGACUCGCGACCCGGCGUUGCUCGCCAGCACGUUUACGGCGAACGUGGCUUUCCUUGGCAUGAGUUGGAAACAAAUGUUGGGAAGACCGACAAUUACGUUACUUGCCACACAGUAUUUAUUAGACCAUGGUAAAAUCCCAAUGGCCAUGAUAACAACGAUGAAGAAGCUGAAGUCUGGUUACAUUAACGGUACGAGAGUGACUCUCGGUAACCUCGGGGACUUUUUAAGCACUUCGGCCAUAACUAACUUGAGUUUUCUGGGAAGCCAGGAGGACGGGUAUCCUGAUAAACUGAAUCCGCAAGUACAAAGCUACUUGGAGGAACAUCUAUUGAAGUCCUUCAGCACUAAGUUCAAUUUCUUAUCGAAGCCGACUGCACCGCGAGGUCGCACUCUGAGGAGACGGAUGUCAGUCAGAGGCGCCAUCAAGAAGACGAGGUCUAUUAAUGUCGAUUCGGAGACUUUGGGAAUGGAAGGAGAAAACGUCGGUCCGCAACAAGGGAUUCUCGAACGGAAACCUUCGUGGCUGGAAGUAGACCCUAUGUUCGGACGCAGCCCCUCACCGGAGGACCCCAAGAGGAGAGCCUUUUCCAAGGGCACGUCAACCACCAGCUUAGCGGUGACUCCCACUAUCGCGAUCACCAAAGAGAGUUCUCCGUCGCCACCCAAAGACGAAGCCACCAACAAGAACGUGGUGGUGCGCAAUCGCACAGCCUCCGAAAACCAGAACUUGGUUUACGCGGAACAAGAGACGGACGAGCUCAUCGGCAUGCUGCGGGAGACCGAGAGCUUGGACGAGCAAGGGGACAUCCUGCAGUACCUGGUCGACACUCACGGACUGGACUUCGGGACCGGGGUUCUCGAGAACGGCAAGAGCGUGACGGUGAAGGACCUGCUGAAGAUCCUGUACGAGAAGGCCUGUUCGCAAAAGCUGUGGGGCCUGGUGCGGCACUCGGCGGGGAUGUUGGGGAAGAGGGUGGAGGACCUGGCCAAGGCCGUCACGGAUCUGCUGGUUCGGCAGAAGCAGAUAACGGUGGGGAUGCCUCCCAACAACGAGUACACCAUCACCGCGCCGCUGCCCGAGAACGAACUGCGGCAGCUCAUCCACUGCGCUUACGGCGACGACGAGAGCACGGCGAUGCUGACCCAAGAGCUGCUGGUGUACCUGGCCAUGUUCAUUCGGACGGAGCCGCAGUUGUUCCUGGAGAUGCUGCGGCUGAGGGUGGGGCUCAUCAUUCAGGUGAUGGCGACGGAAUUAUCCCGCACCCUCUCUUGUGACGGCGAAGAGGCAUCGGAACAUCUCCUCAACUUGUCGCCGUUUGAGAUGAAGAAUCUCCUCUAUCACAUCCUGAGCGGGAAAGAGUUUGCGAUUAAUAGCGCAAACUCAGUGUUCGGUUUACCGCUUAAGUUUAGGAAGGAAGGUCGCGGUAACUUCUCUAUUGUGAGCAACAAAUCGACUCGGUACGGAAAGAAGUCACAAAUCGUACUCGAAGGACAGACUCUUCAAGGCAUCGAAGACGCUCCGACGGUGGAGCCGGAUCGCCAAGGGCAGUGGUUGAGACGUCGGCGCUUGGACGGAGCUCUCAAUCGAGUUCCGAGAGAUUUCUAUCCGAGAGUGUGGGGUGUCUUAGAAAAGUGCCAAGGUCUGGUCAUCCAGGGGAAGACACUUCAACCGAACUUGACCCAAGAGAUGACGCCCGGAGAAUUGAAGUUCGCGUUGGCCGUCGAGACGGUGCUCAACUCGAUCCCUCAGCCCGAGUACCGGCAGUUGGUGGUGGAGGCGCUCAUGGUCCUGACGCUUAUCGUGGAAUACAAAACGAUCGACAACUUGGGGGGAACCAUCACGGUGGAGCAUUUGGUGCACAAGGCCAAUCAGAUAUUUUUGGAAGAUCAGAUGCGUUGUAACGGCGACGCCACCCUGUGCUGUGCGAAGCCCGAGUGGGGGGGCGGGGGGCAGGUGUGCGGCGGGGCGGCGGGCGUGUGCCAGCUGCUGUACGACAGCGCCCCCAGCGGCAGCUACGGCACCAUGACGUACCUGGCCCGCAGUGUCGCGACCCUGCUGGCCGACAGGAUGCCGCACGACACGCCCAUCGAGUGCACCAUCACGUAA